AUGGCCGACCGCGUCUUGGACAAGGCCGGGCCUGGUCGCCAGCGCCGCCUGCCCGCCUUCCUGGACCACUUCACCCCCCGCGAUCUCAAGAUCUUCUUCCGCUGCUGGGUCGCCGUCUGGGUGGCAUCGCUGCUGAUCUUCAUUAACCCCGUCGCGUCCAAUUUCGGACAGGCCACGUUCUUCGCCUGCAUGGUUCUGUUCAUGCUCCCCCCUUCCGGUGUCCUGUUCGUGUAUAUCCUCGGAUCGCUGUCGCUGUUUGUCGGAAUCUGUCUCGCCUGGGCAUGGGGCGUUAUCGCCUUGAAGGCUGCGCUGGCUGCAAGACCGGACGCCGACACCCAGGCCAGACUCGCUGCCCUGCAACAGGCUGCCGCUGCUGAAGCGCAGGAGACGGGAGAGUCGGUCAGCAGUAUUGCGCAGCGCUUGGUGUAUAAUGGGUGGAUGCUGGAUGCGCGCGUUACGUCCAUUCUCUUCUGCAUGAUGUGUCUCUUCAUCUACUUCAUGGCGCGCCUUCGAGCAGCGAAUCCCAAGACCGCAUUGACCUCUAUUUUUGGAAUUAUCAUCGCUGAUUUGUUUCUCUGCUACGGCCCCGUUCUGCCCUCCUUCAAUGGAAAUCUGCCGUUGUCCCUGGUGAAACCGGCCGCUGCAGGUGUUGGGCUCGGCGUCGCUUGUUCGAUUCUAUUCUUUCCCCGUUCCAGCUCGGAUAUUAUCCGCGAGGGCAUGGAGGAUCUGCUCGAGCUGCUCAAGUCAUCGCUGCAGUUCUCCCACUCGUCGCUGGGCAAGAGCGAGGAUCCGGAUCUCAAAGAUCUCCAAAACCGGCGGACCAAGAUCAUCGAGCAAUACCGACUCCUGGAGCCCUCCUUUGCGUUCUUACCACUCGACUUCCAUAUUGGGAGCUGGGGGCCUGAAGCGGUCGGUACGUUCAGAGAGCCCGUUCGACAUCUCGUGGCUGCGAUCCUGGCGCUGGCAGACUUCCACAAAGGCACGGCCGAGAGCCGGAUGUACGCCCAGCAGCUGCGAGAGUCGUCGAUCAAAGACUCCGAGAGCGAUCUAGAUGAAAAGAAAGAGCGCAAGGUCGGCGUACAUCAUCGGUCGCAGCUGGCCGAGUUGGUCAACCAGUUGCAAUACACCGAGCGUCACUCCAUCAACGAAAGCAUCGCAAACCAGCUGACUGACCUCAGCGGCAAAGCGAUGGAAACCUGCCUGGAGGGACUGAGCGUCAUCAGUGAGUGCGUUCAAUUCGUCGGCCGCCAGCGGUGGUAUCACAAGGCGCCGCCUGCAAGACACGAAGAACUGUUUCAGCAGACCAAGACCGUCCUCCAGGAUCUGCAGCAGACGAGAACAGCCUUUCUAGCUGAGAUGACGCAGGCUCUACUCGACGCAUAUGGGCCGGCGCUGGACAAUUUCAACCAAGGCGAGAACAACCGCGCAGCCCACCUGGCGGGGAUCAUCCUCUGCAUGAACUUCCAGGAGCACAUGAGCAACGCGAUGGACAAGACCGAGGUCUUGCUGGACCGCAUCUCAAGCGUCUUCCCGCACGCCUCUCGGACUCGCUUCUUCGUCCCAACGAGUCUGAAAUACGCCGGCCGGUGGCUGCUCGGGAGGAAGAACAAGGCGCCCAACAUGGCGCCGACAAGUGAGAACCUCGACGACCCGAAUGAAGCUCCAGAGGGAGAUGCCACGCAGGCUGCGCAGGAGAAGCUGCGCGUCCGUCGCGGGUAUCGGCCUAGGGCGCGCCAUCCCCUGGGCAGGGCCAUUCUGGGCAUCUACCACUGGCUGACCUCCGACGAGGGAAUGUUUGCUCUGCGCAUGGUGGUCGUCACGAUCGCCGUCGCUAUUUCAGCGGUCCUUCCGAACACCGCUGGCUUCUUCUACCGCGAACGAGGAUUCUGGGCCCUGAUCAUGGCCCAGACGGGGCUCCUAGUCUACAUGGCCGACUUCACAUUCUCCGUGCUUGCGCGAGUCAUUGGCACGAUCGCAGGAGGAGUCCUGGGUUUGGUCGCCUGGUAUAUUGGCUCUGGCCAUGGACCGGGCAAUCCAUAUGGCUUGUCUGCUGCAAUGGCUGUUCUGCUCGUUAUCUUUCUUUGGAUCCGACUGUAUUCACCGCCGGUGUUCCUUCAAGGGGCCAUCAUGAGUGCCGCGACGUUCCUGCUGGUCGUUGCCUACAGCUACGUCGAUACACACACUCCUGCCUACGGCCAACCCGGAGUCGGAUACCAGGUCUUCUGGCGCCGCCUCCUCCUCGUCCUCAUUGGAAUCGGCGCAGCGACCAUCGUCCAGAUGCUCCCUCGCCCUCCUUCAGCAGCUCGCCACAUCUGCAACUCGCUUUCCCGAUCCCUCCGCACCUUGUCCGAUCACUACGCCCUCCUCCUCUCCUGCUGGGGCCGAGCCGGCGACGAAGGCAAAACCAUCUCCGAACCCAUCUGGCUGGAGCUCACGGAAUCGCUUGUUCUCCUCGAAGGCCCGAUCUUCAAUCUACGCUUCGAGUUCUCCAGCUCUCGCUUCGAUUCCGCCAGUCUAGGACAGGUCAAGCAGAUCUGCCACGCCAUUAACGGUUUGCUUUCUCGGCUUCUUGUUGCGUCGGCGUCACUGCCGCAAUCCUACAAGGACCGUCUGGCCAGCCACAUGGGCAUGCUGGAUCAUCGCUGCAUCGGCGAGAUCAUGGCCGUGCUGGGCGUCGCGGAGCAGUCUCUCCGGACAGGCGAUGCGCCACCCGAGAUCCUCCCGACGCCGCUUGUCCGGCGGGCGCUGGAGUACUCGCACGCGCAUCACAUGGACCGUCCUGUCCUCAGCGCUGAGAUGAUCCGGGAUGAGGACUAUCGGCGGUACUGCGUUGCGCUGGCGGCGUAUGUUUCGUUCCUCGGCCAGAUUGAUGGGUUGGUGCUUGUGAUUAAGGGCGUUUUAGGCGAGGCGCAUUUGGUGAGUCGGGAGUUGGUUGAUUUGGUGUGA
Aspergillus mulundensis is the source of this 2946-nucleotide messenger RNA. RefSeq lists its product as uncharacterized. The record is from RefSeq and is a predicted model, not a curated record. The coding region runs from base 1 to 2946 and encodes 981 amino acids. The transcript is spliced from 4 exons. NCBI's taxonomy places the organism in Eukaryota, Fungi, Ascomycota, Eurotiomycetes, Eurotiales, Aspergillaceae.